Larimichthys crocea (large yellow croaker) is the source of this 2635-nucleotide messenger RNA. It is a transcript of the gene c1s.2, whose product is annotated as complement component 1, s subcomponent .2. Lineage: Eukaryota; Metazoa; Chordata; Actinopteri; Sciaenidae. The coding region runs from base 142 to 2217 and encodes 691 amino acids. The transcript is spliced from 11 exons. Gene Ontology annotation, cellular component: extracellular region; blood microparticle. Gene Ontology annotation, molecular function: serine-type endopeptidase activity; calcium ion binding. The record is from RefSeq and is a predicted model, not a curated record. Gene Ontology annotation, biological process: complement activation; zymogen activation.
AUAAAAUGCCUACGUUUGCAAAAUAUAAGUGAGAAGGAAAGGGGGGCGACAGGGAAGAGAGAGGGAUGGAAAGUACAUUUUAAUAAAAAGGGGAAGGAGAUAUGUUGAGUUAGUUUAUUUGUGAAGAGAUUUGAUCGGAUCAUGAUGUUACGAUUAAGUCUCCCGCUUCUCCUGCUCUCACACUCGGCCUACUCGAUGCUGCUGGGAUGGGUGGAGUCUCCAGGGUAUCCCACUGGAUACUUGCCCUAUUCCAGUCUAAACUGGAGCAGGUGUGCCCCCAAAGGACACACCCUCUCCAUCAGGCUCAUCCACCUGGACCUCGAGGACAGCCAAGACUGUGAAAACGAUGCCGUGAAGGUCUAUUCAGAUGGAAACUUAAUUUCCGUUCUGUGUGGCAAAAGGGAAUUUGAGGAGCUUCAGUCCGCUGUAAAUCCCUCUCUCGUCUCCUCCCCGGGUGGCUGUCUCUCUCUUUCGUUCUACUCUGACUACUCAAACACAAGGAGGCACACCGGCUUCAGAGGCUUUUACAGCAGUCAAGACUAUGACGAAUGCGAGAGCGACCCCGACAACAGAUGCACACAGUUCUGCCACAACUUCAUUGGAGGGUACUACUGCUCCUGCCGCCAUGGUUACCACUUGGACAAGGACAAACACACUUGCACUGUGGGGUGUACUGAGGAUCUGUCAGGGCUGAAAAAGGGUGACAUAUCCAGUCCAUCCUGGCCUGCUUCAUACGCAGAGAACGCCAAAUGCCAGCACACCCUAUCUGUGGAGCCCCACCUGCAGCUGGAGCUGCACUUCUCUGAUGUUUUUGAUGUGGAGCAAAGCCCCGAUGGUCAAUGCAUAGACGCACUGAGGAUUGUAACUCACACUGGGACUCUGGGGCCUUUCUGCGGCAACACACCUCCCCCAUCUCCCUUCCUCACUCACUCACAUCAUGUCCAAAUCCGCUUCACCUCUGAUGGCUUUGGCACAAACAAAGGCUUCAGUCUCCACUUUGUGACCAGAGACAAAGUGUGUCUAGCAGAGGUAACGCCACACUCCACUGCAGCUCCCCGUAAGUCAGAAUACCAUCAGGGUCAAACAGUGACAGUCACCUGUGACGUUGGCUAUGCUGUGAAUACUCAAGGCACCUUGGCCCUGUCAUCAGAGUAUGAGACCACAUGCCUGAAUACAGGCGUAUGGAGUCCUAGUUACAGCUGUGAACCGGUGAAUUGCGGUUUUCCAGAUAUCCCAGUGGAUAGCAUCCUUCAGUUGGUGGACUCAGAUAACCCUCAAACUCUGUAUGAAGACCAGAUCGAGUUUCAAUGCACUUCAGAGUACUACAUACUGGAAGGAGAUGACACAUACACUUGCAAUGCCAAAGGUGAAUGGGAAUCAGGAGACGGCGAGACAAAGAUGCCCAAAUGCAUUGAAGUGUGUGGGAGGCCUAAAACACACCCUGCGAAUACAGGCAGAAUUCUGGGAGGUAAAGAUGCAAAGCUGGGAGAGAUCCCUUGGCAUCUUUUGAUAAAAGAGCCGAGGAGAGGAGGAGCAUCACUGAUCAAUGACCGAUGGGCUGUCACGGCAGCUCAUGUUGUGGAAAAUGUAGAGGAAACCUCUUUGGUCCUGUAUGGUGGAAUGGUAGAUGCAAAACAAACAAGACCAGCAUUCAUCAAGUCCUCUGAUGUAGUUGUCAUGAACAGUGAGAAGAUCAUAAUUCACCCUCUCUACACCAGUGGCAUUAAAGAUCGCACAAAUUUUGACAAUGAUAUUGCUCUUAUCAAAUUAGCCUCCAGGGUGUCUUUAGGCCCAAACCUUCUUCCGAUUUGCCUGCCAGAGGCAAACAGCGGCUUGGUGGAAAACGAGCAAGGCACAAUUUCAGGCUUCGGGAUGACAGAAAAAUUUGAUAAAAUGGUUACAUCGGUCAUGUUAAAAUACGCUCAUAUUGGGGUCUACCCCGUUUCACGUUGUCGGGAUACACCUCGCACAAAAAAUAACAGACACAUGGUCUACACUGAUAACAUGUUUUGUGCUGGAGCGGCAGGGAAGGACAGCUGCCAUAAAGACAGUGGAGGUUCGUUUGUUUUGCCAAUGUUGGCUGAAGGCAGAGAGCCUUACUAUCUGAAAGGCAUUGUGUCCUGGGGACCGCCCUGUGAAGACAGGCAGUUCAAGGGUUAUUAUACCAAGGUGGAAAAUUACUUAGACUGGAUUAAGGCGGAAAUAGCUCAAAAUUAAUAGACAAGUGAAGAUGGGGGAGAGAAUACUUUGCUACUAAACAUAAAAGCAUUUCGGGACUGAUUCACAUUUCUAAGAUGUAAAUGAAAAUAAAUACAAUAAUCUUGAAAUUAAAUGCACCAGAAUUAAUAACAUUAAACUCUUAUCAGGUUAUGGCUUCAUACUUAACUUUUGUUAAUAAGUUUUAACCAACUGAAUAAUAUACUCUAUUUUUGAUUUUAAUCAUUAACAGCUUACAUACACACAAAAACAAGUUUUCCUCUAUAUGCUGGAAUACAAAAUUCUUUAGUCAUUUUCACAUAUGGAAACAUAACGUUUGGAAUUAAUAUCACAGUAUUCAUAUGACAAUUUCUUCAUACUGUGUAUCAUUAUAUAACAAAUGUAUGAAAAAAACACAAAUAAAAUGCUUUUCAGCACA